CUCUGGAGUGUAUAAUUAUUACUAUCAACACCGGACAGGUUGCCGAAUGUGAGGUUAUGUCCGCACGUGACUGAAAACAAAAAAAUCGGUAGUGCAACGGAGCUGAUGAAAAUUUCACGAGCAAUUGACAAGGGAAAAAAAUUGUGAAGCAUGUCAGACCUUUUCAGCUCGUCCUCGAGUUUUGACGAUGCUCCCAAGGCUCAGAAACCAGGCUCAGUCGAUCCGGAGCUGGAAAAUUUCUUAGCAAUUGAGAAACAAAAAGCACAACUAACAGCUCAGAUUAACGAAUUCAAUGAUUUCUGUUGGGACAAAUGUGUUGAUAAACCCGGAGCCAAACUGGACGCAAAGACUGAGACGUGCUUAAACAACUGCGUCGACAGGUUUAUCGAUGUCUCCCUCCUCAUCACAAAUAGAUUUGCCCAGAUAUUACAAAAAUCCGCCGGUGGAAUGUGAUGAACAAACCGAACAAUCCAAAAUUAUAGUAAAUAUUUGCUUUAUUUACCAUUAGCUCCAAAGAAAAAAAUAAACAGCAAUCGUUUGGAUGCCAAUUUCAUUAUCAAUUAAUUGACAGAGUAAUCAAAGAGAAUGAUAAAAGUGUAACAUGAAAACGUUUAUUAAAUAAUGUAUUAUCUACAGUAAAUAAUUUAUGGAUAAAACUUCA
This is a messenger RNA of Diachasmimorpha longicaudata, 661 nucleotides long. It is a transcript of the gene Tim8, whose product is annotated as mitochondrial import inner membrane translocase subunit Tim8. Bases 151 to 453 code for a protein of 100 amino acids. The transcript is spliced from 3 exons. The record is from RefSeq and is a predicted model, not a curated record. Lineage: Eukaryota; Metazoa; Arthropoda; Insecta; Hymenoptera; Braconidae.